AAGCUUUAGUUUGAAGGGACGCUGCGAAAGUGGUAGUGGAUGUGUGUACAGGUCUCGAACCGCUAGCUAAACUUUCGCUUUCCCUCCACUGAAUGAAGUGAUCAUGGCGACGUUUUUUGGUGAAGUCUUGUCUGUGUAUUCUCGGGCCGUGGAGGAAGACGACGAGGAGCUCGACGAAAACGAGGAAGAUAAAGAAAUCCGCAGAGAGCUGGAGGAAAAGAGGGAGGUUAAGCUGCACUGGAGCCCCGAAAUCUCUGAGUCGCUGACGUCUGGAAACCAGUUGCAGUGCUCCGACUUCAUCCUCGCCGUGGGACACAACGCUGCCCGGUUUCUGUCCGUGUACGUUCUCACCUCUGAGAACUGGGACGCAGUGGGCCAUGCGUCCAUGUGGAACGAGAGGAGCCGGCCCGAGACAGGGCUAACAGGCGGGGAGUCGGCAUGUGUUUUCUACAGAUACAAGAACAACCCAUCUGUCUUGAUGUGCCAGGUGACUUGCUACGUUGCAGAAGACCAGCUGUUCCAGUGGACGGAAAAGGUCUUUGGCUGCCUGCAGUGGAGACAGCUGAACGUGACCGUGCUGUCGGACAGCUCCGUGGCGGAGUACAAGACAGCCGACUACCUGUGCUGUAGCUCCGCCCCCUUUCUGCGCUCCCUCCACACCGGCGCUUUCCACGGUCAGCCUGUCUGCCGGUCACUGGAGCAACCCAACAUAAUCACUGGACUCCCAGCUGCAGUGCUGAACCACUGCGAGGUCCACCGCAUCGCCACAGUAGUUUACCAGUGUUACAGUGACGUCACCGGCCCUGACUCCGUCACCAUGGAGACCUUCAAGCCUGCACUAACUAAGCUCGGCGAGUCGAUACAGUUGGACCCGUCUCCAAGCAUAGACAUCCUCCGCAAGUUUGCCCGAACCACCAACAUCCAGAGUAAUCUUUAUAUCUGAAAAUGCCCAUGUUGCACUCUAUGCACUGCAGUUUAAUUUUAUUUUUUAAAUAAAGAAAUUAGGUAAAGAAAGCCUCUCUGUGAA
Messenger RNA from Gasterosteus aculeatus aculeatus (three-spined stickleback), 1027 nucleotides. RefSeq names its product proteasome (prosome, macropain) assembly chaperone 1 (gene psmg1). Gene Ontology annotation, cellular component: endoplasmic reticulum. Gene Ontology annotation, biological process: proteasome core complex assembly. Lineage: Eukaryota; Metazoa; Chordata; Actinopteri; Perciformes; Gasterosteidae. Gene Ontology annotation, molecular function: proteasome binding. The record is from RefSeq and is a predicted model, not a curated record.